UUCUUAUAUAUAUUUUGUUGUUAUCUGAAGACAAUAAAAAAGAAACAAAAAAUUAUAAUUAAAUAUUAUUCAAGAAAAAAUAUUUAUAUAAAGAUAUUUUCUAAACUAUUUCUAAGAUAUGAGUGUUUAAAAAAAAUUUAACACGAGAUGUUUAGAAUACAGAAUUAUGCUUAUGAGAGAGUGGCUCGGGAAUGAGCUUCAAGAUGGGUCGAAUAGGCUCUGAAAAUAGCUUUUUAUUUUGACUCAAGCCCAAUCCGGAUGACAUGGCAUCUUGGUUGGUUCAUAAUAUUUUGUCCAUGUGGCAUGGCUUAGAAAGAAGGGAUUUAGUCCCUUUUAUAUAGUAGGAUUCUUAGACUUAUCUAUUGUCGAUGAGCCAGCCUCUAGAUGAUUAAUCAGAGGCUUUCGCGGUUUGGAGAACUUAAAAAAAAAACUUAAAUCUUUUUUUCAAUACUUAAAAAAGCGUCGAAGAUGAUUGCGCCCAAAAAAAAUAAUAAUACUCAGUUGAAUAAACUAAUGUCUGAUGCAUACAACGAAGCAUCAAAUCUCUUGAUAUUCUCCAUAAUCUUGAAUUAGAGUAUUUACACAUUGUUAACACUUAAUAUGCAUACACACACCACUAACAUGUUUUUGUCUGAAAACUAUAAUUAUUUUAGUAACGAGAGAAUCUCAUAGUCUUAUAUCUAUAUUCUCUUCAUUUUAUUUUAAGUAUCAUUUUAAAUUUAUAUACACAGUUUUUGUAUAUUUUCCAAAUAAAAUAUCAUUAACUAUAUACAUUUAAUCAUAUUUUUGACAAAUCAAAAAUAAAAUAGAAAAUAUAAAUAAUUAUAAAGCAUAGAAAAUCGAUAAAAGUUUUGCAUUAAAAUUCUAUAACAAUAAUUAUUUUGUAUCAAAAAUUUUACUUUACAACAACAUUUAUUAUAAAAAUUAGGGAACAUUUCUUUUGGUCGUCUAAAAUAUCAAACUUGACAUAUAAAAAUUAGGGAACAUUUCAUUUGGUCGUCUAAAAUAUCAAACUUAACAUAUAAAACUUAACAACAUGUUGGUACAAAAGUAAAGUAAAGCCCAACAAAGAAAAAAAAUAACAAGGCAAAGACUUUGCGUAAACGUAGCUCUCGAAACUCAAUACUCAUCGUUUUCGUAUGAAUUUUUGUAGACCAAACAAUCUUCCUUCCACAGUUCAUAAAAUAUAAAACAAUACCUCCUUCGAAAUCUCUGCCUCUUAUAUAACCCAUCUCUGACGCUUAUGUCAACUGAAACUGGCGUCCCUCUCCGUCGCAGAUCUACCUCUCUUAACGGAUACCACUCUAACGACGUCUCCUUUGACGGAACCGUCCCAUUAAUGGAGCACAACAUUGUUAAGAAAACAGACGACGGCUACGCCAAUGGAGGAGGAAAGGCGUCGUUUAUGACAUGGACAGCGCGUGACGCUAUCUACGUGGCGAGAGUCCAUUGGAUACCGUGUGUGUUCGCGGUUGGAGUUCUGUUCUUCAUGGGCGUCGAGUAUACGCUUCAAAUGAUUCCCGCGAGGUCUGAGCCGUUCGAUAUUGGGUUUGUGGUCACGCGCUCUCUGAACCGCGUCUUGGCAAAUUCACCGGGUCUUAACACCGUUUUAGCCGCACUAAACACGGUGUUCGUAGGGAUGCAAACUACGUAUAUUGUAUGGACAUGGUUGAUGGAAGGAAGACCACGAGCCACCAUCUCGGCUUGCUUCAUGUUUACUUGUCGCGGUAUUCUUGGUUACUCUACUCAGCUCCCUCUCCCUCAGGAGUUUUUAGGAUCAGGAGUCGAUUUUCCUGUGGGAAACGUCUCAUUCUUCCUUUUCUACUCGGGUCACGUCGCCGGUUCGAUGAUAGCAUCCUUAGACAUGAGGAGAAUGCAGAGGUUGAGACUAGCAAUGCUUUUUGACAUCCUCAAUGUAUUACAAUCGAUACGGCUGCUCGGGACGAGAGGACAUUACACCAUCGAUCUUGCGGUCGGAGUUGGCGCUGGGAUUCUCUUUGACUCGUUGGCCGGGAAGUACGAAGAGAUGAUGAGCAAAAGACACAAUUUAGGCAAUGGUUUUAGUUUGAUUUCUAAAGACUCGCUAGACAAUUAAUUUUGUUUUCUUUUUAAAUGUUUAGUUGGACUUGAACAUAUUGAAUUUAAUUGAUGUCCAGUGAAUUAAAUUUAUUUUCUUUCCGAUGA
Messenger RNA from Brassica rapa (field mustard), 2184 nucleotides. RefSeq names its product phosphatidylcholine:diacylglycerol cholinephosphotransferase 1. Gene Ontology annotation, molecular function: diacylglycerol cholinephosphotransferase activity. Lineage: Eukaryota; Viridiplantae; Streptophyta; Magnoliopsida; Brassicales; Brassicaceae. The record is from RefSeq and is a predicted model, not a curated record.